AUGUCCCACCCCCCAUCGCCCCCCACGUCGUCGCCCGGCUCGCCAUCAGCCAACGGCGAGCGCCCGCAGCUCAUUCUCUGCGCCGACGGCGGCGGAUCAAAGGUCUGCGUCGUGAUCCGCUCGUCGGACGGCAUCGAGGUCCGCGGCACCGCCGGCCCGUGUAAUGUCCAAUCCGUGGGCCACAUCCCGGCCGCCGACCGCAUCCUCGAGGCAACCUACAAGGCCCUCUCGCUCCUCCCCACCUCGUAUCUCCCCGACGGCUUCACCAUCCCCCACCUCCAGCAGCCCCUCCCCCCACAUGCUAUCCCCUCGGGCGUGCGCUCGCGCAUGGCGAGCCCCCAUGCUAGUGGUUACAACACACCCCGCGUCCGUCCGCCACCCCUCAGCCAGUCGCUGUUCGCCCUCUGCUGGAUCGCGCUCGCUGGCUUCACCACCGACGCUGACACGGCCGCGUUCUUGCCCUUCAUCUCGACGGCGCUCAACACCCCCGGCGACCGCUUCACAUUGACGAAUGAUGUCAACCUCCUCGCCGCCCCCGCCGUCCACCUCUCUGGCCUGUCCCACUGUGUCGCCGUCGUCUGUGGCACUGGCACCAUUGCACGCACAAUCAAGGUCGGCAACCGCGAGGAAAACCUCCCGCCCAGCCCUCCCGUCGAGGUGCGCUCUGUCGACGGCAACGACGACCCAAUGGCGGGCACUGUCACGACCAACGGCACGAGCUCGAAGCAGAAGAAGCAGAAGGGCCUGCCGCUGCAGGACAUUGGUGUCUCUCGUGGUUGGGGUUACAUGCUCGACGACGAAGGAUCCGCCUUCUGGGUCGGCCGCCUCGCCAUCCGCUACGUCCUCUCCAACUGGGACCGCGCCCACUCGACCGGCGUCUACUCUUCCCCUGUCCCAGAAACCCUUCCGCUCCACACCGACCUGCUCGAGUACUUUGAGGUUGACGACCCUACCGAGCUGAUCGGCAUCGUCUCGCUCAUGACGUCGUUUGUCGACGGCCUGACGAUCGGCGAGGCUUCCGCCAAGCGCAACGCCUACCAGGCCGGAGCGGGCCGUGUCGUCUUCAAGUGGGCGUUCCCCGCCGACUCUGGGGUGCAAAUCACGACGGAUCUCAAGAAGGCAUCGCACGAAGCAGCCCUCAAGAUUGCCAAGAGCGCGAUCGAGCCGCUUGUCGACCUCACCCUCUCUGCACUGGGCGACCGGUCAGUCGUCGAGCCGGCCCGCACGGCGCUCACCCUUGGCGGCGGCCUCAUGAACUCGAACGGUUACCGCCAGCUUCUCCUUCAAGGCCUCAAGGCGCGCGGUGUCAGCUUCCGCGACGUGUUGUUGGUUGACGACGCUGCGGGUGAGGGAGGCAAGGCGUUGGCUGCUGUGGCGUUUGGGCAGUAAGUGGGGGUCGUGCUACGCCAGGCUGGCGUGCGAGUAUGAGUCGGAGAGCGAGAGUGAGAGAUAAAUACAACACGCCAACUAGAGAAUCGCCCUGCGCCGAGACGUGCCGCCGCGUUGGCGGGGUAGACUCGCCCAGGGCGAGGGCACAGGCGCCCGCAACGCAACACUCGUACCCGCCAGAGUUUCGGCGGCGCAUGUGAGCUGGCGCGGGUGGUGGUGGCCUAGUGUUGAGUGUAUUAGGGGUAGCCGGGCUACGAGUGCCGACACUGCAAGGCACCGCUGCGUCUUCAUCUAGCAAGAUGGGCCAGGUGGGUAGGCAAGCAAGCGGCAAGGUAGCAAGGUAGCAAGGUAGCAAGAUAGCAACAUAGCACCGUACAGACAUUUGGGCUCUGUGUCAUAUGAAUUGUGUAACGAGUG
Vanrija pseudolonga is the source of this 1806-nucleotide messenger RNA. RefSeq lists its product as uncharacterized. The transcript has 4 exons. Bases 1 to 1389 code for a protein of 462 amino acids. Lineage: Eukaryota; Fungi; Basidiomycota; Tremellomycetes; Trichosporonales; Trichosporonaceae. The record is from RefSeq and is a predicted model, not a curated record.